Molecule: messenger RNA, 3351 nt
Organism: Mus pahari (shrew mouse)
Lineage: Eukaryota; Metazoa; Chordata; Mammalia; Rodentia; Muridae
Gene: Aldh4a1
Product: aldehyde dehydrogenase 4 family member A1
Exons: 15
Coding region: 236-1924 (562 amino acids)
Molecular function (GO): L-glutamate gamma-semialdehyde dehydrogenase (NAD+) activity
Source: RefSeq, a predicted model, not a curated record
UUCACGGCUUUUCUGCUGCGUUCUCUUGACCCGAAGUCCACAGUAGCAAUUUUAAUGGUAAAUACGGCUGAUGUUUAUUGACAGGAGAGGGUACCCGCGGAGGGGCCCCGAAGCAGCUGGACCGGCGAUGCUGCGCCUCCCGCAGAGGUGGUGCGCUCCGGGCUUGUCUAGUCCAGCCCUGCAGGGCUGACUCUGAGCUUCCCACAGCUGCGCAAGACUGUUAAGAGCCUCCACGAUGCUGCCGCUGCCGUCGCUCCGCCGAUCCCUGCUGUCCCACGCCUGGAGGGGCGCUGGACUGCGAUGGAGGAGCACCUCCUCUCUGAAGGUGGCCAACGAGCCCAUCUUAGCAUUCUCUCAAGGCAGCCCCGAGCGGGAUGCACUGCAGAAGGCUCUGAAGGACUUGAAGGGCCAGACGGAAGCCAUCCCCUGCGUUGUCGGGGACGAGGAGGUGUGGACUUCCGAUAUACAGUACCAGCUGUCGCCCUUUAACCAUGGACACAAGGUGGCCAAGUUCUGCUAUGCCGACAAGGCCUUGCUCAACAGAGCCAUCAAUGCUGCCUUGGCUGCCAGGAAAGAGUGGGACCUGAAGCCAGUGGCAGACCGGGCCCAGGUCUUCCUGAAGGCGGCGGAUAUGCUGAGCGGGCCCCGAAGGGCUGAAGUCCUUGCCAAGACCAUGGUGGGACAGGGCAAGACCGUGAUCCAAGCGGAGAUCGAUGCUGCAGCUGAACUCAUCGACUUCUUCAGGUUCAACGCCAAGUUCGCCGUGGAACUGGAGGAGGAGCAACCCAUCAGCGUGCCACCCAGCACCAACCACGCGGUGUACCGGGGACUGGAGGGCUUCGUGGCGGCCAUCUCUCCCUUCAACUUCACCGCGAUCGGAGGCAACCUGGCAGGCGCUCCUGCCUUAAUGGGCAACGUGGUUCUGUGGAAGCCCAGUGACACUGCCAUGCUGGCUAGCUACGCUGUCUACCGCAUCCUCCGGGAGGCCGGCUUGCCCCCCAACGUAAUCCAGUUUGUGCCAGCCGAUGGGCCAACCUUCGGGGACACGGUCACCAGCUCAGAGCAUCUCUGUGGUAUCAACUUUACAGGCAGCGUCCCCACCUUCAAACACCUGUGGAAGCAGGUGGCCCAGAACCUGGACCGGUUCCGUACCUUCCCACGCCUGGCUGGAGAGUGCGGCGGGAAGAAUUUCCAUUUCGUGCACAGCUCGGCCGACGUGGACAGCGUGGUGAGCGGGACGCUGCGCUCGGCCUUCGAGUACGGUGGCCAGAAGUGCUCAGCCUGCUCGCGCCUCUACGUGCCUCAGUCGCUGUGGCCGCAGAUCAAAGGGCGACUGCUGGAGGAACACAGCAGGAUCAAAGUGGGGGAUCCUGCAGAGGACUUUGGGACCUUCUUCUCCGCAGUGAUUGAUGCCAAGGCUUUUGCUCGAAUUAAGAAAUGGUUGGAGCAUGCACGUUCCUCGCCCAGUCUCAGCAUCCUGGCAGGGGGGCAGUGUAACGAGUCAGUGGGUUACUACGUGGAGCCGUGUAUCAUUGAGAGCAAGGACCCACAGGAACCCAUCAUGAAGGAGGAGAUCUUUGGUCCUGUGCUGACAGUGUAUGUGUACCCAGAUGAUAAAUACAGAGAGACGCUGCAGCUGGUCGACAGCACUACCAGCUAUGGCCUCACGGGGGCAGUGUUCGCCCAGGAUAAAGCGAUUGUCCAGGAAGCCACGAGGAUGCUAAGGAACGCUGCUGGCAACUUCUACAUCAACGAUAAGUCUACUGGGUCCGUGGUGGGCCAGCAGCCCUUCGGGGGCGCCCGGGCCUCAGGAACCAAUGACAAGCCAGGAGGUCCCCACUACAUCUUACGCUGGACAUCACCCCAGGUCAUCAAGGAGACUCAUAAGCCCCUGGGGGACUGGCGAUACUCCUACAUGCAGUGAGCCUGGGCCAGCAGCUCUGUUGGGAAGCAGAUGUCCAUCCAGAUGACAUCACUGCACUGACCCCGGCUCCCCACCAGCUCCUCCUGGACUCUUCUACAGCUGAGCCGGACCCUGUCCUGGCCACUGGGUGCCUGUCCUCGGAAUCAGGUGCCCAGGCUUUGGGUCAUAUUGGGGAGGAUCAGCCAAUCCACCCAGAAUUCUCAUCCUCUGCGGAACGCCCUGGUACCUGGCGGGUUCCCCGCCUGUCUGUUUUUCUCUCUUCAUCCUGGGCCCGGUGACUCAGAGGGCCUGAGAACCAAAAGGGAUAUUCUCAGGACCCUGUCCGGGAAGGAGACAGCUCUGGUGUCCUACAGCCUCACCUCACCACUCAAAGACUCCUGACCUCGGCCUUGUCCCCUACACAUGUCCAGUGAGAUAGGACCUCAGCCAGAUGGCUGCAGGGACACCAGCUGGCCUUGCCCCUUGGUCUGUGCUAGCUCCUCCUGCAGGGACUUGUAUCCAGCCAUAUGCCUUAGUCCCAUGUGCCUUCCUCCAGGGUGCUCGUGUACCCCUGAGCCUUCAUCCCUCCUGGCCACCUGCUGGGAGUGACCAGUGGUGGUCAUCCCAUACAGGCUGAGUCUGGGAAACCUCGAGGCAGGCCUCCAGUCCAUACUCUUGUGGGAUGGAUGCAACCAGCCCAGUGGUAGCCAGGGAGAGCUCCUGCUUAGGACCUGGAUGAUCAGAUGUUUCUAGUGGCUUGAGAGCACACAUGUCUUUUUAAGGACAUUUGCUUGGGGUCCACAUGGAGCUGGUAUAGCUGUCACCAAGGGCUGCCCCCCGCCACACUGAAGGGUGAGGUACCAGUACCAGGGCCAGCUCUGCCUUCUGCUUCCUUUCAGGGUCCAUGUCGCUUCCCAGGGAGCAGGACUCGACUGCAAAUGUCCUUGUUCUGUAGUUCUACACUGUGAUGGGGUGGGGCUACUGCCGCCUGAGAAAAAAAUGCCAGAUAUCUACUCAAAGUGGCCAUGGAGGGAGGGGAGAGAAGGGCAGACUGGUUUCUCAUUCCUAAUCUAAUGAACUGCCAGCGUCUUGUCACGUGGUCCUGUGUGGUGUCAUGGGAGGGAGCCCAGUGGGUAGGUUUAGAAAUGGCUUUCUGUCCUGCCUCCCCUCCCAGGUGGUCAUCAAAAAAAAAAAAAAAUCAUGUAAUUUCUCCAACCUUCCAUGUCUAAAAUGGUGACGAUUCCAUCAUAUGUAUGGAGGACCAGUGGGCUAAUCCCUGUGGAUUUCAGACAAAUGAUCAGAAAUAUCACCCGUUCGUUUGUUCUCCUACCCAUAUGUGUGCUGUGGUGGCGGAUCUUAUGUGUCAGCCUUGCUGGGCCAUGGUCCCCAAAGACCUGGUCAGCCACUGUGGAAGUUUCUAUGACGGGCAGUAAACACAUGGACACUUA